GCGUCUAAUACCUAGAUACGAAGAAUCUCGUGAAGGCGACCUUCUUUCACUUCAAUGGCCAGCGCCUCCUCGAAAUGUCUUUGUCGUGAAAAAGGACCGUGUGCCGGCAGUAACGGAGUCAUUGAUUGAAUUUGCGAAUCAUGUAACGUCUACAUAUCCUUCUAUCGCCCUGAUAUUAGAAUCGAAGUCUGCGCAAGAAGUGCAUUCAAAUCUCUCGUUUCCUAUCUACUCAGCGCCCCCCAAAAGACUAGCCUCAUCCCUGCAUGGUAAGGCGGACCUCACAGUUACACUUGGAGGGGAUGGCACUAUCUUGCAUGCUUCUUCGCUAUUCGCUACAUGUUAUAAUGUACCCCCGGUGCUCUCAUUCAGUAUGGGUACACUGGGGUUCUUGAGCGAAUGGAGGUUCGAAGAAUAUAAACGCGCGUUUCGUGAGGUGUAUAUGUCCGGCGCGGGGGUCGGGGAUCGAGCUCCCGUAUUAGAAGCGUCAAGGUGCACUGUUCCGAAUGAUCAAACGGAUGCUGGCACCGGCCCUACUGGGUGGUCUUCGGUUCGUGGGAAAUCAAUGGGCUUGAGUCGCGGAGCUCGCAUUUUGAUGCGAAAUCGUCUAAAGGUCGGACUUUUUACCAGUGAUGGACAGCCUGUUCAGCAAGACCAGAAUUCAACGCCCGUGCAAGGUACUUUGAGCAGUCAGGGUGUGUAUGUAAUGAACGAAGUGCUGCUCCACCGUGGCAAAGAGCCGCAUCUCGCGGUGGUGGAUGUGUAUGUUGGAGGACGAUUCCUCACAGAGGCUGUGGCAGAUGGGAUCAUCAUCUCUACACCCACAGGCAGUACCGCAUACAGCCUGAGUAGCGGUGGCAGUAUUGUACAUCCCUUAGUGCCUUCGGUUUUACUGACCCCGAUUUGUGCUCGCAGCCUGAGCUUCCGACCUUUGGUUCUACCUUCCAGUACACCGAUUACACUGCGACUGAGUGAGAAGAAUCGAGGUCGGGAGUUGGAGAUGAGUAUUGAUGGGGUUAACGUGGGUCAAGGAAUGACAGUCGGUAUGGAGGUACGUGUAUGGAAUGAAGAGAUGCGGCACGGCAAAAAUGAAUGGCAGGGAGGAGUGCCAUGUGUGAUGCGGCGAAUCAGGGGUGGUGAAGCGCAUGACGGAUGGGUAGGCGGCUUGAAUGGGCUGCUCAAAUUCAACUACCCAUUUGGUGAAGAACCGUGAUGACCUAGCCAUAAUUUAUGGGUUUGAAAGAAUCCGCCCAGUCUACUACCUGUUCUUUCGUUGGCUAGGAAAUUGUUAAGAUUUCUUCACUCCUACUAAUGUCCUUAAUGUUAUAUAUAUUAUAUAUAUAUACAUCCUGAUAGAGCUUCUAAUUAGGUACUAUUACGUGG
Messenger RNA from Aspergillus alliaceus, 1380 nucleotides. Its product is annotated as NADH kinase POS5. Gene Ontology annotation, molecular function: NAD+ kinase activity. Gene Ontology annotation, biological process: NADP+ biosynthetic process; NAD+ metabolic process. The transcript is spliced from 3 exons. The coding region runs from base 371 to 1210 and encodes 279 amino acids. The record is from RefSeq and is a predicted model, not a curated record. NCBI's taxonomy places the organism in Eukaryota, Fungi, Ascomycota, Eurotiomycetes, Eurotiales, Aspergillaceae.